This is a messenger RNA of Endocarpon pusillum Z07020, 1872 nucleotides long. RefSeq lists its product as uncharacterized. Gene Ontology annotation, cellular component: nucleus; cytosol. Lineage: Eukaryota; Fungi; Ascomycota; Eurotiomycetes; Verrucariales; Verrucariaceae. Bases 1 to 1872 code for a protein of 623 amino acids. The transcript has a single exon. The record is from RefSeq and is a predicted model, not a curated record. Gene Ontology annotation, biological process: protein deubiquitination. Gene Ontology annotation, molecular function: cysteine-type endopeptidase activity; cysteine-type deubiquitinase activity.
AUGCCAGACAAGCCAGUGACUGUCGCCGCGUAUGCGGCCGGCGCAUCUCUAGCCGCCAUCACCUUCUUCUACGUUUUUGGCCCUACGUUCUUCAUCGAUGGCGAGAACUCCUCGAAUACCAGUAAUGGGAGGAAGAGGGGCAUCAUCGGACUAUCAAACCCAGCAAACGACUGUUUCAUCAAUUCUGUGUUGCAGGCACUUGCAGGUCUGGGGGAUCUUAGGCUGUACCUCAUCCGAGAACUGCAUCGGAGAGAGCUCGAUGGUGUGGAAAUAUACGAGGACUUGCCAGAUGAGCAGGAUGCAAAAGGCAUAGAGAAGCCGGACAAGAUUCGAGAGCUCCAGCAAGGACCAGUCACCCGUGCUGUCAAGGUUAUGCUGGAUGCGUUGAACGAAAGACCAAUAUACAAAAAGACAAUCUCUGCUCGACCACUUAUCGAGGCGCUUGAGAAAGCUUUCAAUACAAGGAUCAAUCGCAACCAGCAAGACGCUCAGGAGUUCUUGCAGGUGGUCGCCGAGAGACUGUGUGAUGAAUAUCACGCAGCAGUCCAGGCCCGUAAACGAGCAGUCUCUGCAUUGGAUAGGAGGAAAGAAGAAGACGAGGGCAAUAUCUUGGUGACUUCUGAAGACCUUGAUGCAGAUCAGCUACGACCAAACAAUGCUCCUGCUCAGGAUGAAGCCGAGAGUCGCCCCGAACCAAGUCCAGACACGCCACUACUUCUUAUGGAAGACGAAGGAUUUCCAUUUGAAGGAAGAUUAGAGUCACAAAUACAAUGUCAAACUUGCCGAUUUAGGAACAAACCAAGCAGUUCGAAUUUUGUGACACUUACACUCAAUGUGCCCCAGAAGAGCUCCACAACGUUGGAUUCUUGUUUCGAUAUCCUGCUGAAGACCGAAAAUAUCGACGACUUCAAGUGUGACAAAUGCCGAUUACAGCAUGCAUUUGAGGUCAGAAGCAACGAGUUAAUAAAGGCCAAAUCAGAGAAGCAGGCGACAGACCUCGAAAGAGACAUAGCUCUGAUCAAGAAAGCACUAAAAGAGGAUCCGGAGAAGAUGCCAGAGGGUGUUGAACUACCAUCGCUAGACAAGGCACCCAAAAGAAGUAUCAAGAAAUACAUGCGGAUCACUUCCUUUCCGAAGCUCCUUGCAAUUCAUCUAUCGCGUUCAAUUUUCGAACCUCGGACUGUGUCGAUGAAGAAUGCUGCCCGGGUUUCAUUUCCGGAAAGACUCCGUCUGGGUGGUAUUUUGGAUGAGAAGUGGUAUAAAUUGCUCGGCAUUGUCUGCCACAAGGGAAAUCACGACAGCGGUCACUACGAAUCGUUCCGAAGGAAUCAUCUCUACCCACCCUUUGCGACGCCUGACGUCUUCAGCGCUUAUGGGGCACAAAGCAAGAGUGGUAGUAAAGUGGCGUCACCGGAUCCUAGUCCGAAGAUUCCCGCUAUGGCCAGAACUUCAGAUGUGAACUCACGACCUUCCACAGCCUCUGGGUGCUCACCGGUGAUUUCUACGCUUUCGGUCUCAUCAAGUUCGGUCUCUUCCCCUCCACAAAGUCGGCUAUCGUCAAAACAAUCUCUUGACCGUUCAGUACCGUCCACUGCUCGGGAGAGUGUCACGUCAGAUCAGCCCAAGUCGCCAUCUCGCUCACGAUCGGGUAAGUCCGAAGCGUUUCGACCUAGAUCCAGUGCGUCAACGGCCAAGUCAGACGCUAGCGAGAAAUCUCGAUUCCGACGAAAGCGGAAAUCAAGUGAUCGAUGGUGGCGGAUCAGCGAUGACAAAAUCAAAGAGUGCAAGACGUCGGAGGUUCUUGCUAUGCAAAAAGAGGUGUAUCUGUUAUUCUAUGAAAUAGAACGACCCGGGGAUGACAUAUCUGGAUGA